UCGUUGGCCAUCUUUGUUUUCUCCAAGCUGACUCUACUUUUCCUCAUCUUUCUCCUUUUUCUUCCUUCUCUUUAUAUUCUCCCAUGUUCUGUUUCGUUCGUCAUCCGUAUGGUCCGCACCUGUCAACUUGUUCAGCAGGUUUUCUUGGCAGAAUUGGAGAUGUCAGGCACAAUCUUUGUCUUAUGGGAUUCUUUAGGUGGACACAAGGGCCGCCAUCGUGUAGUUUACGAUCAAGGAUUGUGGAUAAGAGGAGAGGAUUGUUGUUUACGUCAAGACAUUGUUACAGGAAUGUUCUGUCCAUAAGUGGUACAACGAUCGCAUCAUGAACCUCUCGCAAGUUUGAACUCUCAGGGCCUAGGAAUCUAACUCUAUAUGAUAAAACUGAAACGUAGACGUCAAAAUCAUUCUUUAGGUUAUUUGUUUUUGUGCAGGCAAUAUUUCAGAGGUAUCCGCAACCAGAGAAGGAAUGCCAAUCCUUUUCUUUGAUAUACAAUGACCGGUCGCUCGAUCUGAUCUGCAAGGAUAAACAUGAAACUGAGGUGUGGUUUACUGGUCUUAAAGCAUUGGUUUCGCGGGGCUGCCACCACAAAUGGAGUAUUUUGGAUGCAAGAAGCGACGCAGCUAUGUCAGAUACAUGUAGCCCGCGAGCAUUAACUCGAGGUUCUUCAUUCGUCUCCCCAUUGUGUAUUGCAAAUAGCUUACAUAAGGAUGGAGACGAUCGCCGACCUCCUACACUGCAUGGAAGCUCAUCUAAGAAUAGCGAAGAUAAGGCAUCUUCUUAUGUUGGUAGCCCACCUAAGCAUAGCGAAGUUAAGUCAUCUUCUCAUGUUUUAUCGCCCAAAGCAUUUCCGCCUAGAAACUUUAUUGGUGGUUCUGCUCAGUCUUUGUCGUCAGGCAUCUCAGAUGGUGUAAAUGAACAAAUGAAAAGCUCUGCAACUGAGACAGUUAGAGUUAGUAUGUCAAGUGUUGUGAGCUCAUCAAGCCAAGGUUCUGGUCAUGAAGAUGCUGAUGCAAUUAGGGAUGUUUUCAUUUGGGGUGAAGAUACAGGAGAAGGGGCUCUGGGUGGCGGAAUUCACAGGGCUGGUACUUGUGCUGGUGUCAAAAUUGACUCUCUUUUACCAAAAGCUGUGGAAUUAACAGCAUUGUUUGAUAUUCGGAGUAUAGCUUGCGGUGGAAAACAUGCCGCCUUGGUCACCAGGGAAGGGGAGCUCUUCUCUUGGGGGGAGGACUCUGGUGGCCGACUUGGGCAUGGUGUAAAUGUUGAUGUUUCACAUCCAAAGCUUGUAAAUUCUCUCAGCGGCGUGAAUGUUGCAGUCGUUGCUUGUGGUGAAUAUCAUACGUGUGCUGUAACUUUGUCUGGAGAACUUUAUACAUGGGGUGAUGGUGCCUAUCAUUCUGGACUCCUCGGACAUGGUGAUGAAGUGAGCAAAUGGAUCCCCAAAAGGGUAAAUUUUCCUUUGGGGGCCUUGCCUGUCUCUUCUGUUUCCUGUGGCCCUUGGCAUACAGCUGUCGUGACUUCAGCUGGGCAGUUGUUUACUUUUGGUGAUGGAACUUUUGGUGUUCUUGGACAUGGAGACUGCAGAAGUGUGACUAGACCGAGAGAAGUGGAGACUUUGAGGGGUCUGCGCACGAUAUGUGCUGCCUGCGGUGUGUGGCAUACGGCUGCGGUCGUAGAUGUCAUGUGUGGGACUCCUAAUUCAAAUGGUUCUUCUGGCAGGCUGUUUACAUGGGGUGACGGUUACAAAGGUAUGCUUGGACACGGUGAUAAUGAAUCUAGACUUGUCCCUGCUAGUGUGGUAGCACUGGCAGAGUUCAACUUUAGCCAAGUAGCUUGUGGCCAUCGCUUAACAGUCGCUCUCGCAGCCUCAGGUCAUGUUUACACUAUGGGCAGCACAGUUUAUGGUCAACUGGGGAAUGUCCAAUCCGAUGGGAAGAUCCCUGCUCGUGUUGAGGGAAAACUACAGAACGGUUUUGUUGAAGAAAUUUCCUGUGGUGCUUAUCAUGUUACAGCAUUGACAUCAAGAACGGAAGUAUAUACUUGGGGGAAAGGAGCAAAUGGACAGCUGGGCCAUGGGGACACAAGAGAUAGGAAUGCCCCAUGUUUGGUUGAAGCCUUAAAAGAUAAGCAGGUCAAAAGUGUUGUCUGUGGCUCUAAUUUUACAGCAGCUAUUUGUUUGCACAAACAGGUUUCUAGCAUUGAUCAAUCCAUGUGCUCUGGCUGCCAUCUCCCAUUUAAUUUCAAAAGGAAGCGCCAUAACUGCUACAAUUGUGGGCUUCUAUUCUGUAAUGCAUGCGCUGCAAAGAAAUCAGUUAAAGCUUCCAUGGCCCCAAACUGUAACAAACCGUAUCGUGUCUGUGGGAGUUGCUUCAAUAAGCUGAAGAAAAAUCUAGAUAAAUUUUCUGGUUCUCAUGCAACAAUUAGUAGGACAGGAAGCACAUAUCUCAUCUACAGUGGUUCAGUUGAGAAGGAUGAUAUAUUUGGGUUGAGAUCUGAGGACCAGAUGAGAUUAUCUUCUGCUGAAUCCCUCACGCACGUUGAAGGAACAUACUCGUCGAAUGGAAAGAAGAAAUUGGACUUAAACAGCACCCGAGUAUCACCUGUUCCUCACUGUGGCAGUCAAUGGGGUGGUUUUACUUCUUCAGGAUCAUUUAAUCCAGUGUUUGGAUCUGCACAGCCCUUUUUCUCAGAUUGGGUUCCUGGGUCCAGAGUUGUUUCAGGAGAAACAUCUAUUUCUAGACUGCCCAGCCCCCUACGUUCUACAACACAAACAACUAGUCUGGUUCGGUCUUCUUCACCUAAAAUAGGUGCAUGUGAUGCCAGGACAGAUAAUAGCUUGACCCACGAGGUUCUUCAGUUAAGAGUACAGGUGGAACAUCUCACCCAAAAAGCCGAGCUUCUGGAAGUUGAGCUUGAAAAGGCUUCAAAACAAUUUAACGAAGCUAUGACUAUUGCCAGGGAAGAAAGAGCCAAAUGUAAGGCUGCUAAGGAAGUCAUUGAAGCUCUUUCCAUUCAGUUUAAAGCAAUGGAUAAAAGGCUCCUCACUGGAGAUGCCGAUUUGACUACGCCUGGUUUAUUAAUUAGCAAAGGAAGUUCAACUUUGACCGAUGCCUUUGUCUUACAUGCUGAAGAAUUGAGCAGUGUAAGUACUCACUGUGUUGCUGAUCGGAGUCUGACCAUUAUAAAUAAGCCACCAGUUGCUCAUGUUUCAUCUUAUAAUACCAUCCAGAGGGAAAAUCAUAUCAGAGUAGGCAAUUCAGGAGCUUCCACAAGAAAUAUUGUACAAUCAAAUCAAAGCCAUGAACAUGAUGGAGAAUGGGUUGAGCAAGAUGAGCCAGGGGUAUAUAUAACCCUUACUUCCUUGCAUGGUGGCACUAACAAUCUCAAGCGUGUCCGCUUCAGUCGGAAGCAAUUCAGCAAGGAGCGAGCAACACAAUGGUGGGCUGAAAAUCAGACAAGAGUAUGCAAACAGUACAAUGUGCACAUGGUUGAUAAAUGUGGGAUUUUUGUGGGCCAUGAUGCUGCUUCUUCUUGAUCUUGUAAUCCAGAUGGUUUAACUGAAAUGGAGCCUCCAGUUGUUCUCAAAGAUGUUGCUGCAGAUCCUGCUCCCAUCUUCUAUACUAGAGAAAGAGGAUAGUCCUCCAUUGUUCAUUCUCAUGGAUUUAAAAUUUUAACUACAGAUGGUUCUCCCAUCUUCUAAACAAAGGAUAUGAGAGAGAGAGAGAGAGAGAGAGAGAGAGAGAGAGAGAGAGAGAGAGAG
Nymphaea colorata (pocket water lily) is the source of this 3758-nucleotide messenger RNA. RefSeq names its product PH, RCC1 and FYVE domains-containing protein 1-like. The record is from RefSeq and is a predicted model, not a curated record. Gene Ontology annotation, molecular function: metal ion binding. The transcript is spliced from 6 exons. Bases 624 to 3533 code for a protein of 969 amino acids. NCBI's taxonomy places the organism in Eukaryota, Viridiplantae, Streptophyta, Magnoliopsida, Nymphaeales, Nymphaeaceae.